Molecule: messenger RNA, 270 nt
Organism: Trematosphaeria pertusa
Lineage: Eukaryota; Fungi; Ascomycota; Dothideomycetes; Pleosporales; Trematosphaeriaceae
Exons: 2
Coding region: 1-270 (89 amino acids)
Source: RefSeq, a predicted model, not a curated record
AUGUCCUCUAAUACCAACACCUCUUCUACUAUGAAUACUUCGAAUGAGAAGUCCACUCCACGCGUGUCCACCUCCUCCGCUCCACCGCCUUACACACCUUCCGAUGCCUUCUCCGUCACAUCGAAUAGCUCGAAGAAGAGUCUGACGGGAAUCUUCCACCGCCGAAAGUCAUCCGGGUCUUCGACUUCAAGCAAGGAGAAGAAGCCGAAGCAGUACGUGAACAAGGAGCCGUUCUAUGCUGCUGCGGCGACGUAUGCGUCGACGCGGUAG